AUGCCCUUGGAAAUGUUCGGCGUCCCUUGGUUGAUGGACAUGCUGGACGUGGCGAGUUGGGUGACUUUCAGCUUUUGGACGAUUGACAUUCCACUGCACUUCUUCUUUGGCAUUCAGCUGGAGGGUGCUCUGGAACUACGCCCCUGCGAGCUCGCGCGGAUCUAUCUUCGCUCCUGGUUCUGGCUGGAUGUGAUGGUGGUCUUGAUCGACAUCUUCGUCUUCCUCCUCGAGGCGGUCCUGGUGAGUGGCAUGGAUGGCACCGUGUUCCGCUCCGCCAGGUACCUCCGCGUGCUACGGCUGCUACGGCUUUUCCGGCUCAUCCGGGUCUUCAAACUGACUCGGGAGCUCACCUUGUUGGCGAACCGCUUCCUUUCGACCCAUGCCUUUAUGGUCAUGAAGAUCGUCGCGGGGCUAUCGAUGAUGAUUGCCAUGAACCAUCUCAUCGCCUGCAGCUGGUAUGGCUUGGCCUCCAUGAGCGAUGGGGAAUCUUGGGUCUCCGUGAUGGGCUUGAAGCCCGAGGAGGCCUCCUUUGCGGACGCCUAUGCUGCGUCGAUGCACUGGGCGCUCACGCAAUUUACCCCGGCCACCAACAACAUCGCUCCAAUCAGCGGUCUGGAAAGGUUCUUCGCUAUUUGGAUCAUUUUGCUCGCCAUGGGUGUCUUCAGUUCCUUCAUCGGCUCCAUCACCACCACUGUCUCUUCCCUACGCUCCAUCCGCGCGGAGCAUUCGGCGAAGCAGUCCAAACUACUUCAGUUCUUCAUUGAGCGGGACCUUUCCGUGGAUCUCUUCAGCAAGGUGCAAGAAGCCUUGCGGCGUGAGGGAGCCUUUAAAGUGCGAAGCUCCGAGAAAGAGGUGGACUUGAUGCGAGGAAUUCCUGAACGCUUUAAGAUCCAACUCCACGAAGAGAUGUACGCUUUGACAUUGGUGAAGUUCCAAUUUUGGCCCGAUCGAAUGAAGGAAGAGGAUCAGUUCCUGAUCCGCCUCAUUUGCCACGAGGCCAUGGAAGAGGCUGCAGCCCCACCAGGGCAAGACGUCUUCCUGCCCGGCAGCGAUUGUGCACAGGCGUACAUCAUGCAGACGGGCGUCAUGAGCUAUCAGGCGAAGGAGCACCAGUUGGUGGAGUGCACGGGCGAGAAGAACAGCUGCCUGUGCAUGAUCACCUUGUGGGCGGACUGGUAUACCCGCGGGCGCUUGACGGCAUUGAAUGAGCUUUGCUACUACGUGAUCGUGGAUGCAGAGGCCUUUUGCACCGCCUGCGUGAACUUUGGGGGAAGCAUUUUUUCGCACCUGCAGAUCUUCGGCAUUUUCCUCGUCGGUCAUAUUGAAGUUUUGGACGAGCAGCACUUGAUGGUCACUGACCUUCCGGAUGAGAAGAUCUUGGAGGAAUUGAAGCAGCGCGCCAUCAGCUUCGCCGACUUCGCGCGAGCUGCCAAACGGACGAUCGGCAACUGGGUGGAGGGCUCCACCAAUAUGAACUCCUUCACUGGCGGGAACUGA
Durusdinium trenchii is the source of this 1497-nucleotide messenger RNA. The record is from the annotation of a GenBank genome assembly. Lineage: Eukaryota; Dinophyceae; Suessiales; Symbiodiniaceae.